This is a messenger RNA of Procambarus clarkii (red swamp crayfish), 3360 nucleotides long. The record is from RefSeq and is a predicted model, not a curated record. Lineage: Eukaryota; Metazoa; Arthropoda; Malacostraca; Decapoda; Cambaridae.
AUGGCGUCGGUUUCUAACAUCGGGGAAUUGAUCACCUGCAUCCAAUUAUCGAAAGACGAGUGUGAAGGGUUCCAUCCUGGGACCUACGAGUACCUACGGUUCCAUCCUGGGACCUACGAGUACCUACGGUUCCAUCCUGGGACCUACGAGUACCUACGGUUCCAUCCUGGGACCCACGAGUACCUACGGUUCCAUCCUGGGACCCACGAGUACCUUCGGUUCCAUCCUGGGCCCUACGAGUACCUACGGUUCCAUCCUGGGACCCACGAGUACCUACGGUUCCAUCCUGGGACCUACGAGUGCCUACGGUUCCAUCCUGGGACCCUCGAGUACCUACGGUUCCAUCCUGGGACCUACGAGUGCCUACGGUUCCAUCCUGGGACCCACGAGCACCUACGGUUCCAUCCUGGGACCCACGAGCACCUACGGUUCCAUCCUGGGACCCACGAGUACCUACGGUUCCAUCCUGGGACCCACGAGCACCUACGGUUCCAUCCUGGGACCCACGAGUACCUACGGUUCCAUCCUGGGACCCACGAGCACCUACGGUUCCAUCCUGGGACCCACGAGCACCUACGGUUCCAUCCUGGGACCCACGAGCACCUGCGGUUCCAUCCUGGGACCCACGAGUACCUACGGUUCCAUCCUGGGACCUACGAGUACCUACGGUUCCAUCCUGGGACCUACGAGUACCUACGGUUCCAUCCUGGGACCCACGAGUACCUACGGUUCCAUCCUGGGACCCACGAGUACCUACGGUUCCAUCCUGGGACCUACGAGUACCUACGGUUCCAUCCUGGGACCCACGAGUACCUACGGUUCCAUCCUGGGACCUACGAGUACCUACGGUUCCAUCCUGGGACCUACGAGUACCUACGGUUCCAUCCUGGGACCCACGAGUACCUACGGUUCCAUCCUGGGACCUACGAGUACCUACGGUUCCAUCCUGGGACCCACGAGUACCUACGGUUCCAUUCUGGGACCUACGAGUACCGUACCUAUGGUUCCAUCCUGGGACCCUCGAGUACCUACGGUUCCAUCCUGGGACCUACGAGUACCUACGGUUCCAUCCUGGGACCUACGAGUACCUACGGUUCCAUCCUGGGACCUACGAGUACCUACGGUUCCAUCCUGGGACCUACGAGUACCUCCGGUUCCAUUCUGGGACCUACGAGUACCUAUGGUUCCAUCCUGGGACCCUCGAGUACCUACGGUUCCAUCCUGGGACCUACGAGUGCCUACGGUUCCAUCCUGGGACCUACGAGUGCCUACGGUUCCAUCCUGGGACCUACGAGUGCCUACGGUUCCAUCCUGGGACCUACGAGUACCUACGGUUCCAUCCUGGGACCUACGAGUGCCUACGGUUCCAUCCUGGGACCUACGAGUACCUACGGUUCCAUCCUGGUACCUACGAGUACCUCCGGUUCCAUUCUGGGACCUACGAGUACCUACGGUUCCAUCCUGGGACCUACGAGUACCUAUGGUUCCAUCCUGGGACCUACGAGUACCUCCGGUUCCAUCCUGGGACCCACGAGUACCUACGGUUCCAUCCUGGGACCCACGAGUGCCUACGGUUCCAUCCUGGGACGCACGAGCACCUACGGUUCCAUCCUGGGACCCAUGAGCACCUACGGCUCCAUCCUGGGACCCACGAGCACCUACGGUUCCAUCCUGGGACCCACGAGCACCUGCGGUUCCAUCCUGGGACCCAUGAGCACCUACGGUUCCAUCCUGGGACCCAUGAGCACCUACGGUUCCAUCCUGGGACCCAUGAGCACCUACGGUUCCAUCCUGGGACCCACGAGCACCUACGGUUCCAUCCUGGGACCCACGAGCACCUACGGUUCCAUCCUGGGACCCACGAGCACCUACGGUUCCAUCCUGAGACCCACGAGCACCUGCGGUUCCAUCCUGGGACCCAUGAGCACCUACGGUUCCAUCCUGGGACCCACGAGCACCUACGGUUCCAUCCUGGGACCCACGAGCACCUGCGGUUCCAUCCUGGGACCCAUGAGCACCUACGGUUCCAUCCUGGGACCCAUGAGCACCUACGGUUCCAUCCUGGGACCCAUGAGCACCUACGGUUCCAUCCUGGGACCCAUGAGCACCUACGGUUCCAUCCUGGGACCCACGAGCACCUACGGUUCCAUCCUGGGACCCACGAGCACCUACGGUUCCAUCCUGGGACCCACGAGUACCUACGGUUCCAUCCUGGGACCCUCGAGUACCUACGGUUCCAUCCUGGGACCCACGAGCACCUACGGUUCCAUCCUGGGACCCACGAGCACCUACGGUUCCAUCCUGGGACCUACGAGUACCUACGGUUCCAUCCUGGGACCCACGAGUGCCUGCGGUUCCAUCCUGGGGCCCACGAGUACCUACGGUUCCAUCCUGGGACCCACGAGUACCUACGGUUCCAUCCUGGGACCCACGAGUACCUACGGUUCCAUCCUGGGACCCACGAGUACCUACGGUUCCAUCCUGGGACCCACGAGUACCUACGGUUCCAUCCUGGGACCCACGAGUACCUGCGGUUCCAUCCUGGGACCCACGAGUACCUACAGUUCCAUCCUGGGCCCCACGAGUACCUGCGGUUCCAUCCUGGGCCCCACGAGUGCCUGCGGUUCCAUCCUGGGACCUACGAGCACCUACGGUUCCAUCCUGGGACCCAUGAGCACCUACGGUUCCAUCCUGGGCCCCACGAGUGCCUGCGGUUCCAUCCUGGGACCCAUGAGCACCUACGGUUCCAUCCUGGGACCCACGAGUACCUACGGUUCCAUCCUGGGACCCACGAGCACCUACGGUUCCAUCCUGGGACCUACGAGUACCUACGGUUCCAUCCUGGGACCUACGAGUACCUACGGUUCCAUCCUGGGACCUACGAGUACCUACGGUUCCAUCCUGGGACCUACGAGUACCUACGGUUCCAUCCUGGGACCUACGAGUACCUGCGGUUCCAUCCUGGGACCCACGAGUACCUGCGGUUCCAUCCUGGGACCCACGAGCACCUACGGUUCCAUCCUGGGCCCUGGAUGGAACACUAGAGACUGGCAACAGAUAUACCGUGUGUACAUCCAGAAGGCGUGUCGCCUGGGAGAUGGGCGUGUGGGCGAGGAGAUUGGUGGAUCACUUACUGGAGGUGGAUCACUUACUGGAGGUGGAUCACUUACUGGAGGUGGAUCACUUACUGGAGGUGGAUCACUUACUGGAGGUGGAUCACUUACUGGAGGUGGAUCACUUACUGGAGGUGGAUCACUUACUGGAGGUGGAUCACUUACUGGAGGUGGAUCACUUACUGGAGGUGGAUCACUUACUGGAGGUGGAUCACUUACUGGAGGUGGAUCACUUACUGGGAGGUGA